This is a messenger RNA of Phaethon lepturus (White-tailed tropicbird), 710 nucleotides long. RefSeq names its product chromobox homolog 4 (gene CBX4). Gene Ontology annotation, biological process: negative regulation of DNA-templated transcription. Lineage: Eukaryota; Metazoa; Chordata; Aves; Phaethontiformes; Phaethontidae. The annotation marks the transcript as partial. The transcript has a single exon. The record is from RefSeq and is a predicted model, not a curated record.
UCAAACAUCCUCACGGGGCUGCAGGACCCUGCCGUGGACAACAGGCCAAAGCUGGAUCUCGGCUCUUCCGGCAAGAGCCAGCAGCACCAGUAUGAACUCAACAGCAAGAAGCACCACCAGUACCAGCCCAACGGCAAGGAGAGCGGCAUGAAGCACCAGUCCCACAGCAAAGGGAAGUAUUACUACCAGCUGAACAGCAAGAAGCACCACCACUACCAGCCGGACCCCAAGAUGUAUGAGCCCCAUUACCAGCCCAGCAGCAAGGAGCCGCAGAGCCAGGCCUGUUUGGACAGUAACAAGAGCCCCCUGGUCGCCCACCCAGACAAGUGGGCUCAUGGCCCAGCCAAAAACCUGCUGGGCCCCGUCAAGAACCUCGCUGCAGAGAGCAAGAACGGGGCCGAGAAGAACCUGUCCAGUGGUACCGGGCCUCCCCCCAGGGACAGGGUGACCAGCAAUGGCCUUGGGGGCAAGAUGAAGAUCGUCAAGAACAAAAACAAGAACGGGCGCAUUGUGAUCGUCAUGAGCAAGUACAUGGAGAACGGGAUGCAGGCGGUGAAGAUCAAGUCCGGGGAGCCUCCCCGGAAGCGGGCUGCAGAGGAGAGGACUCCUAAGAAGGGUGGGGAGGAGAAGCUGGAGGCUUGGAGGAAGCCAGGGGAGGAGGGGGUGGUUGGCAGCAACGCCCUGAGCAAAGCGGAGGGCGAUGGCCGGCA